This is a messenger RNA of Metarhizium acridum CQMa 102, 600 nucleotides long. The record is from RefSeq and is a predicted model, not a curated record. NCBI's taxonomy places the organism in Eukaryota, Fungi, Ascomycota, Sordariomycetes, Hypocreales, Clavicipitaceae.
AUGGCGGCAUGGCACCUCCCGAGCUGGCCGACGCUCGCGCGGACAGCAGCUCGCGGCGUAGCGUGGGCGACGGACAUUGCGGCCAUCGUGGUGCUCUGCUUCGUUGCGCAGAAUUGGACGGCAACAUGCGGGGCCGUGGCUCCAGGAAUCAUCGGCGCCGUCAUCGCCCUGCUCAACGAUAGCUGGCAGAUGGUCGCGUUUGCCGACCGCUCGCUGGGCGUGGCGUCCAUGGGGCCGCACCGGACGCUCAUGCUCGACGUCUUCUCGCUGGCCGUCUCGCUCGGCGGCGUCGUGCUCAUGCUCGUGUUCAACGUGCAGGGCAAAGAAGUCCACGAGCUGGCGAGGCACGCUGGCGAAGAGGGAGAGGGAGACGGCGGCGGAACCACCUUUCACAGGUCGACCAUGGCGUGGCUGGGCCUGUGGUUGCUAACCGUCAUCAUAACCGUCCGACGUCCUGCCCACGUCCUGCCCACGUCUGGCCUGCCAGAAAAGUGCCUGCAAAGCAUGUUCAACCCGUCAUGGGAUCUCAAGCUACGCAACGACGGUCUCUACGGCCCAGGCCUGUGCCGUGGCCGCACUAGUCAAGUCGGAUUGGGCUGA